Molecule: messenger RNA, 5898 nt
Organism: Eriocheir sinensis (Chinese mitten crab)
Lineage: Eukaryota; Metazoa; Arthropoda; Malacostraca; Decapoda; Varunidae
Product: protein piccolo-like
Exons: 9
Coding region: 2214-3839 (541 amino acids)
Biological process (GO): presynaptic active zone assembly; protein localization to synapse
Cellular component (GO): axon; cytoskeleton of presynaptic active zone; glutamatergic synapse
Molecular function (GO): protein binding; structural constituent of presynaptic active zone
Source: RefSeq, a predicted model, not a curated record
CUGCAGUUUGAUGGCUCUUUUAUUUUGCUGAAUUAAUAUAAACUAGCAACUUAAAUAGCGCUUUGGAUGGCAGCUAGAUAUCACGCGCCGGCUAGUUUAUAAUUUUUUUUCCUGCUAUUGCUUCAGUUCAAAACUCGCUUGUACCUGCACCGCAGACGGCCAACAGCAAACCACCAUCAGCCAGACAUUCAAUAGCUAUUCACCAAGUACAGCAGCAUACUCUUUACUCAGAGCUUGUACAGUCUGUAGAAACAUCACGUAUAGUAACUUGUCACUCCAUGUUGACAGAGUCUUCUGUUCAACCUUUGUAGUCACUUGUCAUCAGUAAACUUUAAAAAAAUCGAGUGUAGAUACAUUAAUGAUCACACUUUUAGCUUGCCCAUCCUUAGCUUACUACCCAGUGUGGCACCAUGACCUGUGGCCUCCAGACAGCUCUUGCGCACAGCCCAACAACAAACCAAAAGUUACUAAGCCCAAAUAACACGGGAAUCUUGAAUUAGCUAACAUUGCGUCCCUUGAUCCUACCGAUCCCCUGCGCGCUUUUCCCCCACCCCAAACUCGGCCGGGAGAGUGGGACUGUUCCCGCGUGCAACUGUCCGUUUCGUGGCAAUAUCCUGUUGCUUGUCAACUCCAGCGAAUGGCUACUGUAACCCCCCAGUCGAUACCAUUCUGUUACUUGUCCUAAACGCUGAGGAGUUCUGUAUAUGAGUUUGUUUUGGCCCCUCUUCACCCUCCCUGUUUCUCUUGCUCAAGCUGCUAUGAUUAUUGUGAGUCGUUUUGCUUCUCUUGUGUGGCACGUAGCGUGAGUGUCGUGCUGGCCACCUUGCCUGCUUGCUGUCUCAGGUGGAGCUCUGGCCCAAGUCCGGUAGUUACCUUCUACUGAUCACCAACCUGUUUUCCAUUCACUGCACGUAGCAGCUAAACGAUGUUAGUGUACUAAAUUUUUUGCCCUCGUGGUUAGAGAUAGCAGUCUCAUGUGUCUCCUUCACAAAUCAAUGUUUCUUUCAAAGCUUGAUAAUAGUCAUGGCAGUGUGAAUAGCCCCACGCUCACCCAGUCCUCCUCGUUCGGGUGUCCACUGCUGCGGCAAGGCAGUGAAGUGAGAUCUCAGCACUCUCGCAGAACCACUGGCAACGCGCGCAAAUGAGAGAGGGACAUGAGGGUAUGAUGCUGCUGUGUGAACAAGCCUUCACCCAGGACGUCUUCACAGGGGGGGAGGGGACAAUACAAGUUCCGCUCUGGCCCUUUCUCUCUGAGUUCGUGACGUUGCGUCCACACAAAAGGUUGCCGUCUCAUGCUCAAUAUAGUUAUUUCGAGUUCCAGUGAUGAAGUUUCAACUUCUAGCGUUCGCAUAUUGUUUAUCAUCAGUCACCUUUCGACUGUUGAUACUACUUUCUAAGUAAAUGUCUGUAGUGACAGCCAUAGAAGCCUGUAGGGUCGAAGAGGUUGCUCAUAAGCCUUUUUCGUAGCUAUGAAGAACCAGUGAACCCAACGAGGACAAGGGCCAAGAGAGGCCAAAGAGUAUAGAUAAAGUCAUCCGUAUUUGUCAACAUUUGUUUUAGUUUGCAUAGGAAUAAAGAGAAAAUUUAUUCAAGGGUAAUUCACAGCGAAACGUUUACUACGAAAUUAAACAUUGCUAUCAGAACUCCUCAGUCGCGAACGGAUAAACGGGGGCGCGUGUGGGUACUGAUGUACCCGGAGCCAGUACAGUGCUGUGUGAUGCCCCUCAUGGUGAAGGAUGCUUGACUGUUGCGACUAAAUAAGUUUGAGCUUGGACGAAAUGGGCAACUGGUGGUGACUUGUGUGGUGGUGCAGGGACAAGUGACUUGUAAUAGUGCAGGGAAAGGGAAGGGGUGAGUGUUGGGGAGAGCCUCAGGGUAAAUGCUGUAACUACGGGGGAUAAUUAGAUAGUCCAGUGCUGAAUAUUCGUCUGUGAAGAUUUCUACCAAGAGAGGAGGAUGCACUAUAUUCAAGAGAUGCCUUAACACACUUAGGACCAGGUAAGGACAUCUUCAAUGACGGCUUUGCGUCCCCCGUGGAGCCAGAGGUGGACCCUUACCGAGGCUCAUACAUCACUGAAUACCAUUCUCAUCCUUCACUGGGUCGUUCCCCGGGGGGCAGCGUGAGUCCUCCUCGCCAUUCCCAGGGGCGUCCCUCUCGCAGCUCCUCGCCACCACAGCGCCAGCAUUACAACACCCCCGGCCGCGCCUCACCGAUGGGCCGACCCUCCAGAGAUGGCGGUUCGCCGCCGCACCAUGAAUACAACAGCCGCCCCGCUGCCCACCACUCCGAGGCCCCGCCCUACCGCGGGGAAGCCUCGCCGCCCUACUACCGCAAGAAUCCCACGUCACAGCACCACGACAACGGAGCCCAGAGAAGAGUGAAGGCCGGGGUGCCGCGGCCCACCAAGGUGAAGCGCUUCCUGCUCACCCGCGAUCCCAAGGACCGGAGGAUAUCUGGUAAUGGUCUCGGCAUGAAAGUGGUAGGCGGCAAGGAGAUACCCGGAACCCGGGGACGUCUUGGGGCUUACAUCGCGCGCCUGCACCCCGGGGGCGUGGCUGAGACACUGGGCCAGCUCAAGGAGGGGGACCUGCUGCUCGAGUGGAACGGCGUAUCGCUGGUAGACAGAACGUACGAGGAGGUGCAGAGCAUCGUGACCCAGAGCGUGGACGACGUGGAGGUGGAGAUUGUGGCGCGCAGUGACAUCAAUAUGAUAACCGGGGAGCGACUGACGGGAGAAAAGUGGCAGGGCCGUGACAGAGGUCCGUCAGCAUCCUCCACCGACAACUCCAGCCACCACGCCAGCCCACAGCGCCGAUCAGACCCUCCGCCAGAAGACCCGCUGGACAUUAACGGGAAUCGGUCGAGUUCGGAGGGUCCCAUCAAUGACAUGACUGGCAGCAACUCACAAGAGACUAUUUUCGCCAGUGAAAGUCGAGGAUACGAGAGGGAAAGAAGCGAGGCGAUGCAGGACCGGGAACGGCACAGGGACUCAUCCCAGCCAACAAGUCCUCGCGCCCGCUCCUCCUCCAGACACAGGUACCCGAGUAACAGCCCCGACACCAGAUCCAAGCUCCCGAGCAGCCCAGCAGCAGAGAGGCCCGCCAAUCGUGAGCUGAGACGUGUUAAUGACGAAGGGCCAUCCGGCGAGGGCGACUCCCUUCCGCCACGAGAGUCACCCGUCCCUCACUCCUCGAGGGAUCGACAUGGCCAUAACGCGAGAAGCAGAGCUCCAUCUGAGGCAGCGUCCGGGGAGGUUGUGGCCGAGGGACGCAGGACGCCCUCGGACAGGCAGGCCCGACAGCGAAGCAGCUCAGCGGGCGGGCGGCGGCUGCCUAACCCCAAGCCCCAAAAGGCGGCGGGUGCGCCGGCAGCAGCGGCAGCCCAAGCGGCAGGGCAUCAAGAGCAGCCAAUGGGCGAGGUGCAGCUGCAGAUAUGCUACGACUCCCAGGCGGGCAUCCUGUAUGUGACCGUGCUGCGGGCGCGCGGCCUCCACACGGUGCUCGAGGACGGCGACACGCGGCCAGACUCCUUCAUCAAGGUGUACCUCCUGCCGGGCCGCAGUGUGGAGAACCAGCGACGAACGCGCUACUUCUCUCGGACCAGUAAUCCGGAAUGGAACCAGACGAUGGUGUACCCGAACCUGCAGCCGUCAGACCUGGCUAAGCGCAGCCUGGAGGUCACUGCCUGGAACUACCAAGCUGACAGGCCCAACGAGUUCCUGGGCGAGGUUGUGCUUGAUCUGUCAGAACUGAGAGUAAUGGAAGAGGAGCCGCGGUGGUACCAGCUGCAGGAGCUUGACCGCGAGGACCUUUCUGAACCCUUGCCUGGUGAAGAGUGAAGCAGGAGCCACGGCCGUCACAACACAUCAUAGCGAGUGGCUGAAGGCAGUGUGCAGGAGCAGCAGAGGACGGCAGUACGGCGUGGAGGGGGAGGGAAGCGCCACUCGCGCACCAGCUCGUCCUAGUGUCUGACGGAUAAGAAAAUAGAAAUAUAAGAUGGCUUUUGGAUAAGCGGCUAGCCAGAGAUACUUUUGGAGCGCAAAAUUAGGGUUUACUUGAUCUACUUUACGAGAUGAAUUGCAAACAUUAGAAUUAUAGUUUAAGAUGGCAUCACUGAGGGGCAUGUCUUUGUCGAAGUUGUACAAGUAGAAAUUGCUUGAAGCGACCCAUGUUGGAACGUACGUGUUUUGGUGAGCCAUUUGGCAGAGAGAUUUCCCACACUGGCAUACAUGCUCUCUACUUGUGUUUACAAGAUGCCGUCACCCUUGCUAAUGUAGAAAUGAGAGCCCACUUGUGAGAGGAGAUUACAUAACAUGUUAAUGGCGUUGCAUUAGGCUGUUGGAAAAGGAUCUCCCUCGCUUCAUCUCCCUCUGCACACUGGCAGGUGCAGUGUUCCCCGACACUGCAUCCUUCUCCUCGGCCCCGCCCGACAUGGUCCACAAGAUUCGUCGUCGAGACCUCUGCUGCGUUCCUCCCUGUCAGCCCAUCCCCUGUCUCGGCCCCUUUCUUGACAGAUGCUCGUCGAGGGAGUGCAUCCCGUUCCUUACGUUGAUAUUAGUGAUAUGUAAUUGUAUAGUUAGGUGUUCAGAGGCUCGUGAUGUAAGUAUGCUUUAACGGCUACAACAUGAUACAUUCUGCAAGGGAUCAAGAUGGAAUGGGGACGGCUAGCCACUCAGGGCCGUCGCCACCACCACCACCACCACCGCCCUGCCGGCCAGCUGUGUUCGCCAUAACCUGUCGGUGAAAUAUUACGAAUUAUAACAUUCCACUCAUGAAGGAAAUGAAUUGUACAAAUUUUCUAUGUUACUGAAAGGAACAUAUUGCAGGAGACACUUCUCUGUGGGUUGCAUGAAUGUGCUUCAUGUCAUUUAGAAAUCUUGCCAUAGAUUUUUUCGGAAGAACAAUGUAGUUAGUGGUGAAGUAGAUUGGGUUUUAAAAUCUACCGGAAUGUUGAUAUUGAUUGGAAAAUGUUCCCUCCCUGCACCGACGCGGUGGUCAGCUGGUGCUGCGUUCAGCAUCGCAACGGCAGCAUUUAGCAUGAGAAGCAUUCUCGAUUCAAAGUUUCUUACUCCUGCACUGCUGUUUUCCCCUUGCCUCGGGAGGUGCAGGAACACCGCAGCGAAUGAAGCUGAGAAUUCCGAUGCGGUUGAUGAUCGGGUGUUCGAACCUCCGCCUUUUGGUGGGAGACACAGCACUCCCUUGACCCGCUUAGCCUUUGGGAAAGUCAUAUUUCCUGUCUGCCUUUUUUACUCUCGUCUUUGCCUUGAAUUUCUUUGCAUCAGACUCAGGUUGACGUGUAGUUAGUCACGCGCCACUCAGUGCACUCGCUGAACUAGAAAAAGAAGUUGCAUGUAACGUUUCGUUUUGUGCCUGCCGCGAGUCCUGGGUGAACCAAUAAACAAUAUGCCUGCCAGCGUGCCAACACCUUCCCCUCUGGCAGUGUUUGUUGGUCCAGCCCAGCCGGGGAAGGAGCGUGGCAUGGGAAACAAAGUGGUGGCGGACCACUAUACACAUCACACGCCCUUCACUUCCGCCUCUGAAUAUUACUGGUAGGUGCGCUUGUUGGGUUCAUCGGUAUUAGCCGAUGAAUUGUGUGGAGCAGCAGUAGGGUACAACAUGAUGUAACGGUGAGAAAUAAUAUGAAUGUCACAAGCAAGAUUGUCAGGUAUCUUACUACACACACAGGUGCCGACGCCGCCGAGUACAAGCUAAUGACUGACUGCGGUCGGCGUCAUCACCAAAUCUGCCAAUCGAAAUCUGACAAUACGAGUCUGUGGUUGACUGUCUGAGCGUAUCUUGUACAUGAACUACUAAAUUAACUGAUGGGAUAAUAUUCUCUCUCUCUCUCUCUCUCUCUCUCUCUCUCUCUCUCUCUCUCUCUCUCUCUCUCUCUCUCUC